GAAAAAAUUAUAAAUUCAAUAUGGCACAGAUUUUAGAUUGGAAGAAGCUUAUGAAAGUGGAUCCAGAUGCUCUGCCUCGUCAAGAGGAACUAGCAGACAGAUUGCUGGAGACCGUGUUGAAGGUUGAUGGGAAAGAUCUAAAAACUGAAACCCUGGGAAAACUGAUACACCUUUUUAAAAUUACUCAGUCAUUAUUGAAGAUGAAAACUCAAGAGGUAGAGCUGGCACUAGAAGAAGUUGAAAAAGCUGGGGAAGAGCAAGCCAAAUGUGAAAAUAAACUUAAAGCAAAGGUGAUGAAACUUCAAAAUGAAUUACAGAUGGCACAAAAAUCUGCUGGUGGUCGUGAUCCUCGUUUUUUGCGUGAUGAGAUCUGCCAACUGGAAAAACAAUUAGAACAAAAAGAGAGACAGUUAACAGAUAUAGAAAAAGACCUGGAAAAAGAGAAGAAAAUGAAUGAACAGCUUGCUCUUCGAAAUGAAGAUGCUGAAAAAGAAAACAUCAAAUUAAGGAGAGAGAAUGAAGAGCUGUGUCAGGAUGUAGUUGACUAUCAGAGGCAAAUAGAUUCUCAGAAAGAAGCAAUUCUGUUACGAAGAGGAGAGAAUUCUGAUUACAGAUCACAGUUGUCCAAAAAGAACUUCGAGCUUGUCCAGUAUUUGGAUGAAAUUCAGAAUUUGACUGAAGCUAAUGAGAAGUUAGACAUUCAAAACCAAGAAAUGAGGAAGAAUCUUGAGGAAUCAGUACAAGAAAUGGAAAAGAUGACUGAUGAAUAUAACAAAAUGAAAUUAAUUGUGCAACAAUCUGAUACUGUUAUGGAUCACUUAAGAAAAGAGAAAGAACAGUACAAAUUUCAAGUUCAGGAGCUUUCAGACCAGCUGAAAGCAAAGAAUGAAGAAGACUAUCCACUUAUGGCAGCUGUAAAUGCAAAAGUUGAAGAAUGGAAGAAUAUCUUAGCUUCAAAAGAUGAUGAACUCCUACAGCAUCAGCAAAUGUUGUUUAACUUGAAAGAGAAAUUGAAAAUGGCCCAACUUGAUGUAGACAGAAACAGUAUAAUGGCCCUUCAACAGGGUGUGCAAGAGAGGGAUGCGCAGAUAAGAUUGCUUACUGAGCAAGUUGAACAGUAUACCAAAGAAAUGGAACAAAAUACACUGCUAAUUGAGGAAUUAAGAAAUGAUCUCCAAAAAGAUAAAGGUCACUCAUCUCUUGCUCAGCAGAAUCGCAUUGGGGAAAUGCAAGAAAAGUUGAAAAUGCUAGAGGACAGAACUAAGGAGGCUGAGAAAGCAGCAGAAUUAGCAGAAGCAGAUGCUAGAGAAAAGGACAAAGAACUUGUUGCAACUCUGAAACGAAUGAGAGACUAUGAACUGGGAAUAUAUGGUUUGGAAGAGGCUGUUGCUGAAAUAAAUGAUUUAAAAAAGCAAAUCAGAAUACGAGAUCAUGAGAUCGAAACAUUAAUUAAGGAAGGCAAUAAACUUGAACUUAAAAUAAAUGAUUUUCUUGAUGAAAACGAAGAACUCAGAGAGCGCUUAGGUCUUGAGCCAAAGACAAUGAUUGAUUUAAGUGAAUUCAGAAACAGCAAAGCACUGAAGCAGCAGCAAUAUACAGCUGAAAACCAAAUUCUUUUGCAAGAGAUUGAAAGACUAGAAGAAGAAAGAAUUGAACUGAAAAAACAGAUUCGUAAGUUGGCUCAGGAGAAAGGAAGAAGAAUUUCAACAACAGGAUUGGAUACUGGUAAUGUGCAGAUAACAGAUAGCUUUACUGAAGAGAAGGGAAUGAAUAAGAGGAAGUUGGAUCUCUUGAACAGACAGGAUAUUACUGAAGCAAAAGCAAAGAAUGAGUAUCUUGCAAAUGAAUUAAGUAUGAGAGAGCGAGAUUUGGAGAAGAACAGGACCGUAAUAGCCAAAUUUCAAUGUAAAUUAAAAGAAUUAUCAGAAGAGAAUAAACAACUUGAACAAGGAAUGAAAGAAAUAUUGCAAGCUGUCAAGGAAAUGCAGAAGGAUUCUAAUGUGAAGGGAGGAGAAACAGCCUUAAUAAUCCCGAGUCUCAAUCGUUUAGUUAACGCAAUGGAGUCAAAGAAUUCAGAAGGAAUCUUUGAUACUAGUGUGCACUUGAAAGCUCAGGUUGAUCAGCUUUCAGGACGAAAUGAAGAAUUAAGACGGGAACUGAAACAGACUCAGAAAGAGGCAACAAGUUUCUCUAAUCAGCUGGCAAGUGCAAAUGAAAAGAUUGCACAACUGAAAAAUGAAAUUUCCUUAUUACAGCAGUCAGAAGGUGCCAAUAUUGUCUUCCAAACAGUGAAUCUUCCAGAAGGAAUGGUUCCUUCAAGUGUUAAUAUGAUUAACUCUCUGAAUGAAUAUUUAAUACGUCUUGUACAGGAACUGGAAAAUAAAGAACAGUUACUUAAACAAUUAGAAGACGCAGUAGAAGACUAUAAGCGAAAAUUUGCAGUAAUUCGUCAUCAACAAGGCUUGCUGUAUAAAGAAUAUCAAAGUCAAAAGGAAAGCUGGCAGAAAGAGUCUGAAGAUAUGAAAGAGAAAAUGAGAAAGCUAGAAGAGCAAAAAGAACAGGAUGCUACAAAAAUAAAGGCAUAUUCUAAUCUACUCAGUGCACUUCAGCUGGAUCCUGAUGAAACAAAGAAAGUACUUGCAGAAAAUAGUAGAAAAAUAACUGUUUUACAAGUUAAUGAGAGGUCAUUAACAAGGCAGUAUACCACUUUACUUGAAACAGAACGGCAUCUUAGAAAAGAAAAUGAGAAACUAAAGGGUGAAAUAACACAUAUAGAGACUGCAGUUACACAGAAGAUUGGAAACUUGCAACGAUUCAAGGAAAUGGCUAGUUUUAAGAUUGCAGCUCUGCAAAAAGUGUUGGAUGCUAGCGUGCCAUUGUCUGAGCUAGAGCUGGCUAAUAAGCAGUAUAACGCAUUAACUGCUAAAUACAGAGAUAUGUUACAAAAAGAUAAUGUGCUCGUCCAGCAGACAACGAACAUGGAACAUGUGGAGUGUGAGAAUAUAUCCUUGAAAGCACAGAUAAAUUUAUUGAAUAAGGAAUUGGAGAUCACAAAAGAGAAACUUCACACUGUAGAACAGGCUUGGGAACAGAUGACUAAACUGGGGGAUGACAAUACCAUGGACAAGGCCACAAAAGCAGUAACCAACAGUGAGAUUUUGUCCAUUUCUAAGAAAAUCACGAUGUUGGAAAUGAAGGAACUAAAUGAAAGACAGAGAGCAGAACAUUCACAACGAAUGUAUGAACAGUUAAGGAAUACUGUAAAGCAAAUAGAAGAACGUAAUUUUGAAUUAGAAACAAAAUUUGCUGAGCUUACCAAAAUCAACCUGGAGGCACAGAAAGUGGAACAGGAAUUAAGAGACGAAUUGUCAAAGAGUGUAAGUAAGGCAGUAAGUGAUGCAGAUAGACGACAAAUCAUGGACCUAGAAAAGCGUGAGAUGGAGCUCAAGACUGAGGUAUCAAAGUUAAGAGAACUGUCUGAUGUGGCAAAAAUGCAAGUUGAAGCUCUGGAAGCACGCCAGCAAUACAGAGAUAAAGAAGUGGAAUGCCUUAGGAUGCAAAUUUUAGAUUAUCAGGCACAGUCGGAUGAAAGAACAGUUAUUGCAAAACUACAUCAACAGAUCGUAUACCUUCAAAAUAAUGAAUCUGAUGCUAUAGGCAAGUUGGAGACGCUUAAAUUGAAAUUACAGAAGAUGGAGAUCCAUAAUCUACGUUUAGAGCAGAAGCUUGAUGAGAGGGAACAAGCCUUGUAUUUUGCUCGACUGGAAGGAAGAAAUAGAACCAAACAUCUACAACAGACAGUUCAGUCUUUGCGUCGACAGUUUAGUGGUGCUCUGCCUUUAGCACAGCAAGAAAAAUUCUCUAAAACGAUGAUUCAGCUACAGAGUGACAAACUGAAGAUCCUGGAGGAAGUUCAGCACGCUCAGGAGGAGCGUCGAAAUGCCGAAAACAGAGCAUUAGAGAUGGAGUUAAAACUGAAAAGUUUAGAAGAAUUAAUAAGUGCCUUGAAGGACACAAGAGGAGCUCAAAAGGUAAUUGAAUGGCAUAUGAAAAUGGAGGAACUCCAUCUGCAGGAACUUAAACUCAAUCGAGAGUUAAUCAGGCAAAAGGAAGAGGUGAAGCAUUUGCAGAAUAUAAUUUCUGAAUAUGAACGUACAGUCAGUAACCUGGAAGAAGAAAUUGUACAGCAAAACAAGUUUCAUGAAGAAAGGCAAAUGGCUUGGGACCAGAGAGAAGUAGAACUGCUGCGCCAAUUAGACCUGUAUGAUCAUCAACAAAAUGAAACACGUAAUACAGCUGUAAAGUUAGAAGAGGCUACUGGGUCAGUUCCAGACUCUAGUUUACCACUUCCACAGCAGCUUGAGUUGGCUUUGAGAAAAAUACAAGAGCAUAUUCGAACAAUCGUGGAAACCAGGAAAACCUGCAAAUCACUGGAGGAGAAAUUAAAAGAAAAGGAAACUGCUCUGUGGAAAGCUGAACAAAAUGUUUUAUCAAGAGACAAAGUUAUAAAUGAACUAAGACUUCGAUUAUCUGCACCAUCAGAAAGAGAGAAAAUAGUGGCUGAGUCAGGCAAACAAGAUGAUCCAGAGUACUGUCAUGCCAUAAAAAUUGCUCAUCAAACCAUUGCAAAUAUGCAAGCAAGAUUAAAUCAAAAGGAGGAAGUGUUAAAAAAAUACCAACAUUGGCUUGCUAAAGCAAGAGAGGAACAAGAAGAAAUAGCAAAGAAGCAUGAGGAAGAUCUUAAAGUUCUACACCAGAAGUUAAAUUUGCAUGCUGACAAUUCCCUUAAUAAAUUCAAACAGACUGCUUUGGAUUUAGCAAAAAAGACUUCAUCACUUUCCAACAACAAACAUUUUCUCCGCUUAGCUGAAAUGGAGCAAGCUGUAGCAGAACAGGAUAAUCUUAUUGCUUCGCUUGUUGGAAAGUUAAAGAAAACAUCAUUUGAUUUGGAGAAACAAAAACAAAUCACUUCAAUGAAUAUCAAAGAGUUUGAGAUUAUCAGAGACCAGCUUCAUGAAAAACACAAAGCUGAGGUCGAACAACUAACAGAUGAGGCAAAUGUCUUGAGGAACACGGUAUCUCAGAUGGAGAAGAAAUUUGCAAAUGUAAAAGCUGAACUAGAGGUCCAAAAAGAAGCAAAUAAUAGAGCACCCACAGCAACACUGAAGAAUCUGGUGGAGCAGCUGAAGAGCCAGUUAGCCAUAAAAGAGAAGCAGCAGAAAGCUUUGAGUAAAGCAAUUCUGGAACUCAGAGCAGAAAUGACUGCUAAUGCUGAACAGCAGAUUAUUUCUGCUGCAUCACAAAAAGAGUCAUAUAUGAAUGUCCAGGAGAUUGUUGACAGACAAACAAAGGGGUUUACGACACAGAUAGAAGAAUUAAAUAUUCAGAUUACAAAACUUACAGAUAACCUUAAAACAAGUAAAACCAGGGAAACUUCCUUGUCUGAUGAAAGAAAUGAAUUGAACCAAGAACUUCUGAGAAAACAAAAAGCAUUUGCUAAAAUGUUGAAAGAAAAAAAUGAAUUGGAAGAAGAAAAUGAAGAACUGAAGAAACAGGUUAAGAGGAUAAGCAGUAACAUUCAGAGCAAAGCUGAUGAGCAAAACCUGAUAGAUGCACUUCAGAAAAAAAUAAAGAAGUUGGAAAAUGAACUUGAGAAGAAGUGUGAAGAAACAGACAAAAAAGGUGUAAGAGAAGACAAGACAUCCAAGGAGGAAAUACUUAAAUGGGAAGAAAAUAAAAAAUGGCAAAUCAGAACAGAAGGAUUGCGGAACAAGCUAAGGGAAAAGGAAAAAGAAGCAGAUGCUUUAGUCAAACAGUUGAAUACAUUGAAGGAAAUUUACACCAAGACUGAAAAAGAGAAAAUUACUUUACAGAAGAAACUGAAAACUACUGGUGUCACUGUUGACCGUGUUGUUGGAGUAAGAGCCUUAGAGACUGAAAAGGGACUGGAAGAACUAAGAAAACGGAAUCUAGAUUUAGAAAAUGAAGUUGCUCACAUGAGAACACAGCAAGCAAUCCCACGAGAUUCUGUUGUAGAAGAAUUACAUUUCAAAAAUCAGUACCUCCAGGAAAAGCUUCAUGCUUUGCAGAAACAAUAUUCAAGACAGGCGUAUUCUAGACCAUCAACGUCAGGAAUGGGAUCAGAUGAUCAACACCAAAGAGAACAAGAAGUUAUAAAGGAAAAUUUAAGAUUGUCAUCUGAAAACAUUGAACUAAGGUUCCAGCUAGAGCAAGCCAAUAAAGAUUUGCCAAGACUAAAGGACCAAGUAGGUGACUUGAAAGAAAUGUGUGAACUUCUCAAGAAAGAGAAAGCAGAUGUUGAACGAAAGCUGGGCAGUGUUAGAGGCGCUGGUAGAAGUGGAAAGACAGUUGCAGAAUUGGAAAAAACAAUUGGUUUGAUGAAAAAGGUUGUAGAGAGAGUCCAAAGAGAAAAUGAGGAUCUGAAAAAAACUCCAGCUGUGGUUUCUAAUGAGAAAUUACUUGGUCUUGAACAGGAAAAUGAGAAGCUAAAGUCUGAAAUGGAAAAGAUGAAACUUCAUGUGGGGGACCAGCUGGGUAUGCAUCAUGACUCUAAAACCAAAGGAAUGGAAAAAGUCAUUACUGAAAACGAGAGGCUGCGUAAAGAACUGAAAAAGGAAGCUGACAAUGGAGAGAAGCUACGAAUAGCAAAGAAUAACUUGGAGAUAUUAAAUGAGAAGUUAACAGUACAGCUGGAGGAAACCAUUAAGAGGCUAAAUUUGGCUGAGAGCCAAAUUGACGGCGCUGACAGCAAAAGCUGGAAGUCCACUGUAACAAGGAUGCACGAAACGAAGGUAAAGGAAAUGGAAAUGCAUAUUGCUAAAAAAACCCAAAGCAUUACUGACCUUAAACGGCUGCUGCAGGAAGCAACAGAACGUGAACAGAAUGCUGAUAAAAACUUACAAGAUCUAAAAGAACAAAUUGAGCUUCUCAAACAGUUUCCUGAAGGUACAAGGACAGAGCAAAGCCUUUUCAGGGAGCUUCAGCUUUUAAGAUUAACUAAUAACCAAUUAGAGAAAGACAAAGCAGAACUAGCUCAGCAGGUGGAAGAGUAUAAGCACCACAUGCACACAUGUACAAGUGAAGUUUCUGCAGCUGGACAGAAUGAAAUUUUACAGAAGGAUAAAAAUGACAGGUUAAUGGAAGUAGCUGACCUCCAGACACAGUUGAAAGCCUCUGAGUUGGAGAAACAGCAAUUAAGGGAAGAAACAAAAAAGCUAAGAAGAGAACUAGAAAACUAUGGCCCUUCCUUUUUUGAAGAAAUUGAAGAUCUGAAAUAUAACUACAAUGAAGAAGUUAAAAAAAAUAUCAUCUUAGAAGAGAAACUAAAGCAGCUUUCUGAAGAGUUUGGCAUUCAAGGGGAUAGUCCAGGCAAUGUUUCUGUUGAUUAAGCUAGUUUUUAGUGUCCUCAGUAUGGAUACAGUAAAUAGAUUCUGGGGCAAUUUCAUAAUAUUUAUCUGGUUUUUAUCUUGGAAUAAUACAAGUCUAUUAAAGUUACAAUAGUUUGGCACAUACCUAAGAGCACAGAAUUGGAUUAGUCAACAGAAUAUGGUCAGUAUUUGUAUACAUCAGUCAAAAAUGAGUUUUACUUCUCCCAGCCCCUUUGCAAUACUGUAUGUUAAUUUAGAACAGUAAUUUGGGUAAUACACAGGUGUUAAGUGAAGUUGAAACCUUGGACUUACCCUGUAAGUCAAGAAACUCUUAAAAUGUACUAAGUCUGCCAAGUUCCAAAUCACUAAAAACAUGUAAUUCAUUCUGCUCUCUCGUGCUACGAUCCUUAACUGUGGACUCAGGGUCAGUGUGCUGACUAUCUGUUCUUACAUCCCUGACUGUUUUUACCUCAAAAUUUAGAAAAUCCAAGAACAAAGAAUUGAAAAUAAAGUUAUAGUAGUAUUUCAACCAAUCUAAUGGUGUUUUGGUAUUUAAAUAACUUUUCAUCUUGUAUAUUUUAUAUAGCUGGAUGUAUAUUUUUACAGCACAGAUAAAAUAAAGCCAACUCAAAACAA
Molecule: messenger RNA, 8024 nt
Organism: Neopsephotus bourkii (Bourke's parrot)
Lineage: Eukaryota; Metazoa; Chordata; Aves; Psittaciformes; Psittacidae
Gene: CEP290
Product: centrosomal protein 290
Exons: 52
Coding region: 21-7409 (2462 amino acids)
Source: RefSeq, a predicted model, not a curated record